Dentiscutata heterogama is the source of this 635-nucleotide messenger RNA. The record is from the annotation of a GenBank genome assembly. NCBI's taxonomy places the organism in Eukaryota, Fungi, Glomeromycota, Glomeromycetes, Diversisporales, Gigasporaceae.
AUUUAUUAAGAAAUAAUCCAACUGGUCCAUAUAAUCUUUUAGGCUCUUCAUUUGGUGGAAUUGUGGCAUAUGAGAUGGGAUGCAAAUUGAUUAAACAAGGAAAAUCCGUAAAUUUAAUUAUGAUUGAUACGCCAGUUGGUCAAGAUCUUCCAAAGUCAAUACCAACAAGUGUCGCAGAAAUAUUACAUUAUAUUUACUCUAAAACAUAUAAUUUAGAUGAAUUAAUAGGAAUGGAUGAUGAUGACGAGAAAGCAUUGCGAAUAGUUAUUGAAAAGGCAUCAACAUUAAAUCAAGAAAGUUCUAUGAUAACGUCAAUGAUGUUAAAAAGAAUUGUUGAUAUAUUUAAUUUUAACGUAAAAGCAAUGAUAACAUAUCAAUUAUCAAGAUCAGAAAGACCAAUACCAAUCAUAUAUUUCAAAGCAAAGAUAAGAAGAAAAGAUAUAGACCCUGAAUUCCCAGAAAAAUCUUGGAUUGAAAUACAAGAGAUUAAUGGAGGAAAGUUAGAUUGUAUUGAAUUAGAUGGUGAUCAUAUAAGUGUAAAUUUACAUCCAGUAUGUAAAAAUAUUACUGAUUAUAUCAAACAGAAUUUAAACCUAAAUAUUCUCGAUACGCUGAAAGAAAAUGUGAUGAAUUAG